AUGGAUCCAGGACACCAUACUGCCUUCCUGCUGGCCAUUCUAGUUUGCAUCCUGCUGCUUAUCCUGGCUGUGUCUGCCCUGCUGGCUUGCUACUGGAGGUAAAGAGUUAGAAUAACCUGGGAAGUAGAGACAGUGUUUAUCUGUAUAUUGAUACACUUCAGAGAGCCAUUUAUAAGGCAGAUUACUCACAGAACAAGAACUAAGCUUCUUUUGAUGCAUUUGGCUUGAAAGGACCACUAAAGUCACUGAGAUGAAGUGAACCUGUAGUUUUAACCCUGCAAUGCAACACACUGCAGUUUUUUUUUUUUUUUUAAACACACCUCAAGUGACUGUUACACUGACUACCACACGAGGCGAUUCCUGCUGCAGUAACCUAGUAAAAAAAUCACUUUGAUGUGAAUUUGAUGCAUGUGCAGGGCUUGCUGUGCAUGUGUAUCCAAUCCAAUGCUCAUUGGAUUGGAGCGAAUGCAGAGGGGGCCAUGCAUCCCAUGUAACUGUGCAGGAGGAGGGGCUGUAAGCAGCUCCAAUGGAGAAAAGGCAAAGUUUUAACACAUUUGGAUUCCUAACACUUUAGUGUUCCUGUCCCUAAGGCUGGGAGGAGGAUUGAACCACCAGUCCUAGGGACAGGAACACUUAAGUGUUAGGAAUCUAAAUGUGUAUUCCUAAUGCUUCAGUGUUGCUUUCUUUUCUGCAACAGUUACUGAUUUUACCUUUAGGUCAUUGCUUUCUACAUGUGAACCUUAUAGACCUUGUUAAAAUAAAUAUAAAGGUUGACAAACCCAAAUAAAUUUGGUCAAUGAGUAAAAUGCAGAGCAAUUAGCAGAUUCAGUUUGUUGGUUUUAUAGUGACCACAUUUCAUGCACUUAUGUCCUGAAUCACUAAAUUUUCUCCACAUCCCUAAAAUUGCAAACCUAUCCACAUGGCCUUCUUGUGUUUUACAGCUGUGUGACCAGGGAAGGCUUAAGUGGAAAAUUACACAGAUGUCCAGACACACCUAGUGGUUUCUUCAAGUGGCAGUCUUUUUUUCAAGGACAACAUACAGAGACAACAUUUCAACUCUUACAUGUGCCUUUGUCGAGUCCUGUAAGAGUCAAAAUGUUGUCACAGUAUUUUGUUCCUGAAUAGCCAUUUGAAGAAAUAGCUGGAAAAAAAUGCCAAUGUAUAAAGGUUGAGUAACCGUUUUACACAGGUGAGGUGCUGAUCUUGGCUUUUUACUCCUGCUGCUUGCAACUUCACUACAUUGAAAGCAUGACUUUGUCAUUAACCCUUCUCGGAAUGCCUUGGUUAUCUGAAGUAUAGAACGGAUUAUCAGAUUUCUGUUCUAAACCUUCUGGAAUGGUUUUGUUAUGAGUGAAGUGUGGUUUUUAUGGGGGUGGGGGGCUGGGGGGGUGGGAAUCUAUUCUGACACUAAUUUCUGUUAUAUGUAAUAAAAUGUUUGACUUCUUUACAGAUAUAAAUGCUCUAUAUUUCCAAGCUGGAAAUCCACCAUGAGGAUCCAGAAACCAAUGAAAGAUCAUGCAACUUCCAUGACCAGUUUUACUCUAAAUGCAAUGGAUCCCAAACAAAUUAUUUAUAAUGGCCCUAGGACUCCUCAGACAUCGGUCAUGAUACCUUCGAUGGUGGAUCAACCUUGUGAAAAAGAAAACCUGAUUGCCUCUUGCUUGUCAAUUGACAGUCAUAUAGUGGCCUUGUGUGAUGAAGAUGAAUGCUCAGAGGCUUCUGAGCUGGCUAACUUGUCUGGAGUAAAGGAAAAAUCAGCUACUGAUAGAUAUUCAUCAUUUCAAUGUAUGUUGUCUUCUAGAGCUUCUAUAUUCAGUAGCAUGCUAGAGAUAGGCUCCAUGCUUAGCAUGAAAUUAGGAAGGCGAAGCUCCUCUUUGAAAAGUGGUGUGGACGUGGAUAUAAUGCUAGGACCCUUGGAGUCACCAGUAAAAGUAGCCUCUUCAGGUACUGGGCAGCACAGAGCAUCAAGUCUACCUAGGGAUCCGAAUCGAAGUACAAUUCUAUGUGAAAAUUCUGCUGACCAGUCAUUUACUUGGAACACUGCUGGGCUCUCCAUUCUAAGCCACCAUGCUGGUUACAAGGAAUCCUUUUCUGUUCCUGGAACGCUACAAAGAAAGGCAUGUGUCUCUGUAUUAAACCAAUCCAGUGGGGACUAUGGUGUUAAAUUUAGAAAUCCUGAUUGUCCUCUACAGCCCAAAACGUUCCCAAUGUUAUUUGGGAACAGGCCACUCUCAGAUGGUGCUCAAAUUUCAAAUGGAGAACUUGAAAAUGUAACCAGUUUAGAUUCAGGGGUUGAUAUUGUAGCCAUGCCGAUGAGACCGGAAUGUGGCACUCCCGUGAAAAAUGAAACUGAUCUGAAAUAUACAGGAGGACCAGGGAACUCUGAAACAUUAACUUUAGAGGAAGUUAUAAAGCGGAACCAGGUGUGUGGUGCUGAGCAAAACUGUAUAGAGGACAAAGAAUUGGUCAUCUCUCAUCAAGAGGCAGCUAGAAAGCUGAAUGGUAGAACCUUGUGGCAAAAGAGGGAAGAGAGGCCACUAAUUGGUAUCAGCUAA
Pelobates cultripes (western spadefoot toad) is the source of this 2555-nucleotide messenger RNA. Lineage: Eukaryota; Metazoa; Chordata; Amphibia; Anura; Pelobatidae. The record is from the annotation of a GenBank genome assembly.